This is a messenger RNA of Cyclospora cayetanensis, 1320 nucleotides long. Its product is annotated as sphingolipid delta(4)-desaturase DES1. The transcript has a single exon. Bases 1 to 1320 code for a protein of 439 amino acids. The record is from RefSeq and is a predicted model, not a curated record. Lineage: Eukaryota; Apicomplexa; Conoidasida; Eucoccidiorida; Eimeriidae. Gene Ontology annotation, molecular function: sphingolipid delta-4 desaturase activity. Gene Ontology annotation, biological process: ceramide biosynthetic process.
AUGGUGGUUCUUCAGACAGAAGAAGAGGCCUCCCAGGGCCUCUGUAGGGCUUGCCCCCCGGGGUCCCCUUGUAACUCGUUACGCUGCAGUGCCUCUAACUCCACAGAGCAAGGACCCUCUCAUCGCUUAUUAAAAUUGGCUUCCAGCGCUACGCGUGCAGGAGGAUCAGCAGCGUUGGGAGGGUCAUCGGCAGCACGGGAGGCAUCAGCGGAAGGGGAAAUGGGGUAUCACUUUGAGACCGACGAUUUUCAUUGGACAGCUCAGGGUAUUUCACACCCGCGGCGCCGCCGGCAGAUAUUGGCGAAAUAUCCGGAGAUAGAGGCCCUCAACGGGUACGAUCUGUAUGCGGGCGCGUAUGCGAUCGCCGUCACUUUGUUGAAUAUAUUCUUCUGCUACAAGAUUUCUCAGUGGCAAUUGUCAUGGCCUUGGGUCAUCUUCUUGACGUAUUGCAUCAGUGGAACCCUGAAUCAUGUGCUGUUCCUCUCGAUGCACGAAGCGUCACACUGUGCCCUCUUUCCCGGGAGGAUGCUUCACGAGCUCUACGUCGUCUUCUCGAACCUUUCUAUGGGGGUUCCCGCAGGUAUGGGGUUCCUACGUUACCAUUUAGACCACCAUGUCUAUAUGGGAACCGACAAACUUGACCCAGAUAUCCCGUCUAGGCUGGAAGCAAAGUUGUUCCGGUCUUGGCUGGGAAAGCUGGUGUUUGUGUUGCUCCUGCCAUUCACGUAUUCCCUUCGCCCCAUGAUUCGGAAUCCCAAGCCCAUAGUGCCAAUGGAGGCCUUCAACUGGGCCGCCAUACUGCUGUGGGAUAUGUACGUCUACCUUUACUGGGGUCCUAAGGCGCUCCUCUAUUUGGUCCUCGGCACCUUCUUCUCCAUGUCUAUUCAUCCCUUGAACGGCCAUCUCAUCGCGGAGCACUACCAGUUUCCUAGAGGGCAAGGUCUUCAAGAGACAUGGAGCUCAUACGGGCCCGAGAAUCUUAUUACCUUUUGUGCUGGGUAUCACAUAGAGCACCACGACUUCCCGAGAGUCCCUGGCUACCGAUUGCCAACGAUAAGGAAAAUCGCUUCGGAGUUUUAUGAUCUUCCUCAUCACAAAUCCUGGCUUGGCUGCGUCAUAGAGUUCAUCUGCAACCCCAAAGUCUCCCCGUACAGCAGGGUGAAGCGCAUUUGUCCGAGGGGCGGCAGAGUUCAACCGCCACACAAGCCCAUGUUAAAGGAACCGGAGGAGCUGGGAAGCUACUGGCUAGGUCCUACGAAGGAUCAGGCAGUCGAGAAGGAGCAAACUGACGCGAGCCAGGCCGAGAAGAAGCAUGCGUAG